Molecule: messenger RNA, 1647 nt
Organism: Suhomyces tanzawaensis NRRL Y-17324
Lineage: Eukaryota; Fungi; Ascomycota; Pichiomycetes; Serinales; Debaryomycetaceae
Gene: TFA1
Product: transcription factor TFIIE subunit
Exons: 1
Coding region: 37-1173 (378 amino acids)
Biological process (GO): transcription initiation at RNA polymerase II promoter; transcription open complex formation at RNA polymerase II promoter
Cellular component (GO): transcription factor TFIIE complex
Source: RefSeq, a predicted model, not a curated record
CUAAAUUCGUUCUGCAACUUUUCUUCACCGCCAACCAUGGAUGAUACUAUCCGGUCGCUCAUCAGGUUCGUGUCCCGCGGGUUCUACUCCACGCCGUACGUGCUCAUUCUCGACGCCGUGCUACACCACUCCGUCCUUUCUGAGGAUGAUCUCAUUCACUUGUUGAGCAUCAAGCGCAAGGAGCUCCGUUCCCUCUGCAAUAAGCUCGUGGACGACCGUUUGAUGGUCGCCUACAUCCAGAAGGAAGAAAACGGCCAGCAGCGUCUCAUCACACGUACAUACUUCUACGUGCACAUCACCGCAGCCAUCGACUCCAUCAAAUGGAAGGUCCAUUCGUUGGUCAACCUGUUGAAGCAGGAGAUGUCCAGCUACGGAAACCCACAGGGGUACUUGUGCCCACGCUGCGGAAACAAGGUGAGUCAGCUCGAUGCCAUCUCGUUGUUGAGUGAGGACAAGACUUCCUUCAUCUGCGAUGUGUGCCAGGGAGUGUUGGUGGAAGACGACUCCAGCCAGCAGGCCAGCUUGCGCCAGGCCAAGCUCGAGACGUUGAUGAUGCAGGUGGACCCCAUCAUCGGAUUUUUGAAGCGAAUCGACGACUCCAACAUCCAGGACAACGACUUCGAGUCUGCGUUGUUGAAGUCCAUUCCUGCCCAGAGCACCACCAGUGCUACGUACUCGUUGACCAACAGGUCAGGAGUGCGGGCCAAGAACAUGUCGUCAUCGCUCCAGAGCGCAGCUUCCAAGGCCCAGGCCACCUUGCGUGUUUCUAUCACUGCAGACGACGAGAACUACGAACGGGAGCAGUUGGAAAAGGAAAGAAGAAGAGCCAAGUUGGAACAAAACGCACUUCCCUCGUGGCACUCCAACAGCACGGUUGGAGAGUCGACCUUGGGCCGUUUGGACAACGAGGACGACUCCAAGGAGGGCACCCCCACCAUCAAGGAAGAGAGCGACUUCAAGCCAGAUACCAUGGACUCCAAACCAGACGUCUCCAACACCGAUAUCUCGUCCUCAAACCAGACUCCCGAGCCUGCGUUCAAUGUCGCAAACUCCGACCUCAAGGAUAAGGACCAACAAGACGCUUUGGCAGCGUACUAUGCGCAAUUGGCCCAGCAGGACGACGACGACGACGACGAGGAUGAUGACGACGAUGACUUUGACAACUUGAUUUAGAUCUGGCCCAGCAACGACACAGCCAGGAUAGAGUUAUUUACUUAAUUACUAUGAAUAGAGAAGGGAAACGGGCGACAGGAGCCCACAAAGCUGCUACGAUUCCUACUUGGCUCCAACCUUUGCCACACGGCUCUAAAAGAACAAAAAUAGGUGUACCGUAGGGAAAUUCAUGGUGUAUGAGUAAUUGACGAAAUUGUCAUCCAUGUCCGUUAAUCGAGGUUUACUAUUUAACACAAUGCAUACAAAUUUAUAAUGAUAAUAUUAGCCAUCGCCUCUAUGAAAAGGUUGAAAGGAACACAGAAACUGAAGGAAAUGAUAAUUCAAUGCUGAAACCAUAGGAACCCAGACUGGUAAAUGAAUUGAAAUUCCAGAAGCAGACACUGAAGAAAUGAAAGUAGUAAGUAAGAAUAAAUAGUAGGUACCAAGAACAGUAAAUAAUUGAUAAUUGGUAGAGACAGAACGAUAUUGCGAAGA